UUCACCUAUAUAACCACUGGAAUAAAUAAUUUUAUAUAUACAUAUAUAUAACAUAAAUUUAAAUAAAUAAAUAUGUGAGCGGUGCUAGUGUAAAUAAUUAAUAAACUAAUUAAUAAAAUCCCCCGGUACUCAACAUAAAUAAUAAAUACUUCAAUAAAAUAAAAAUAAUAAUAAUAACUAAGAAAAUAUAUAUGAACAUAUAUAUAAAUAAAUAAUUAGACUGGUGUGCGUAAUAGGUUGCCUUGGGUACCCCAGGCAACGGUGAAUUCACAUUUAAGGUAAACAAACUAAUUUGUUAACUCAUACGUCGACACACUGGAUUUUGUAAAAAAAAACCAUCGGUUUUAAAAAUUUAAAUUUAAAUUUCUGAGUAAAUAAAAAUAAUUUACAAAACAACAAAAUAAAAUGACUUCUUUGGAUAUAAGACAGCAGAAACUGGAGCAACAAAGACAAAUCAUAGCACAGAAAAUGAGACAGAAAAGACAAACUGGUGCUGCUGGUAUGGUACAGGCAUCAGCUAUUCCUGGUGCGACUUUUAUAAGUCAUUCUGGUAAAUGGGUUUCACCAGCUACAGACAUUCAUGUCUACGACGGAUCAAUGCAAUAUACAAUGUCACCAACAAAAAGUAAUUCAAAAAUAAGCGACAUGAAGACUCCGACCGUCGAAUUGCAACACGCAGACAGCGUUUUUGAUGAGACACUAGAAACUGGAGACUGCGCUGACGAAGAAUCAUCACCACUGGACACAAGAAUUGCCGGCGACAGAGAAUCUAUAUCUCUGAGAUCGACUCUACCUGUCGCGCCUUCGGAUCCUGACGCGGUCAUUGUCAACCGCGAAAAUAAUUCAAAUAGCCCGGAACUCGAGGGUAAUGUCGAGGGUAAUAUCGAACAAUUUGUACUGCAACCCGCGAAUAAAAAAAUGCAUUACAAAUGUCGGAUUACAAGAGACCGCAAGGGAAUGGACCGCGGAUUUUACCCCACGUAUUUUUUGCAUCUCGAACGUGACUACGGUAAAAAGGUAUUUUUGCUGGCAGCGCGAAAACGUAAAAAAAGUAAAACGAGUAAUUACUUGAUAUCUACGGACCCAACGGAUUUAUCACGUGACGCAGAGUCAUUUGUUGGUAAAUUACGAUCGAAUUUAAUAGGAACCCAAUUCACGGUCUUUGAUAACGGAUACUCAUUGAUGAAAGAUGAUAAAAAACAUAAUGAAAGAGCGAAUCCGAGGCAAGAAUUGGCGGCCGUUGUUUAUGAUACGAAUGUCUUAGGUUUCAAAGGCCCUAGAAAAAUGACUGUCAUUAUUCCUGGAAUGACACCGGAUCAAAAAAGAAUAUCGAUUUGUCCACGUGAUGAUUCGGAAACACUUUUAGAGAGUUGGAAAAUGAAAAAUAUGGACAAUUUAAUAGAAUUACAUAAUAAAACUCCUGUAUGGAAUGAUGAUACCCAAUCAUAUGUACUUAAUUUUCAUGGUAGAGUGACCCAGGCAUCGGUUAAAAAUUUUCAAGUGGUCCAUGAUACUGACACCGAUUACGUUGUAAUGCAAUUUGGACGAGUUGCUGAAGACGUAUUUACAAUGGACUAUCGUUUUCCAUUAUGUGCAUUACAGGCAUUUGCUAUCGCAUUAAGUAGUUUUGAUGGUAAACUAGCAUGUGAAUAAUUUUUUUUUAAAUUUAUUUUUUAGUAAUUUAUUUAUUAAUCGAACAAACAAAUUAAUAAUUAUUAAUCAUUGACAAUUAAAU
This is a messenger RNA of Microplitis mediator, 1735 nucleotides long. RefSeq names its product protein king tubby (gene ktub). Gene Ontology annotation, biological process: protein localization to cilium. Gene Ontology annotation, cellular component: cilium. The record is from RefSeq and is a predicted model, not a curated record. Bases 406 to 1653 code for a protein of 415 amino acids. The transcript is spliced from 7 exons. NCBI's taxonomy places the organism in Eukaryota, Metazoa, Arthropoda, Insecta, Hymenoptera, Braconidae.